UCCGCCCCAGUUGGCACCUUUCUCGACGACGCGGGAGGUAGAGUCCGCCCCGUCCGGUUGGUCUUGUUCCCACAGAUCUCGAGAACAAGGGAACAGCUCCCUUGGGCUGCCUUCACACUUGGAGCGCUCGAGGGGCUGGCGCUCAGACAGGGGGGGGCCUUCCGAGGAACCAUGGCGCAGUACCUGCGGAGACCGGCUUCGGUGGCGGUGAUAAAGAUCUGUAACCCUCCCCUCAACACCUUCAGUCCUACAGCAACACGGGCUUUGGAACAAGAUGUGAACCAGGCAAAUUCCAAUCCCUCUGUGAAAGCUGUUGUGAUUUGUGGAGCAAAUGGGAAAUUUAGUGCAGGUGCUGAUAUCAGAAGCUUUCAGAACAUUACUAGCCAGGGAAAGAUAUCCAGCUUGGAAUCAGUUGUUUCUUUGAUAGAGAAGAGUGAAAAGCCAAUGAUUGCUGCUAUUGAAGACCUGGCUUUUGGAGGGGGCCUGGAAGUGGCCUUGGGCUGUCAUUACAGGAUUGCAAAUGUAAAGGCUCGGCUAGGUCUGCCUGAGGUCACCAUAGGCUUACUUCCAGGUGCUGGAGGGACUCAGCGGCUUCCUAGACUUAUUGGCGUACCAGCUGCAAUUGAUAUCAUCAGCACAGGAAGACACGUGUCGGCUACUGAAGCACUGAAACUGGGUAUCCUAGAUGACGUUGUGGAAUACAAUACAAUUGAAGCAGCCAUAAAGUUAGCAGAAAGAGUAAAAGAUCAGCCAUUGGGACCUCGCAGACUGUGCCUAAGACAAACUCCAACGCUACCCAACAUGGAAGCUGUCCUGGAUGAGGCUCUUCGGAAAGUGAAGAAACAGGCAGCUGGGUGCCUAUCUCCAGAAAUGUGUGUCCGAGCUGUACAAGCCUCCAUGUCCUUGCCCUUUGCAGAAGGAAUUAAGAAAGAGAGAGAGAUGUUUUUGUUCCUCUUCAAUUCAGGCCAAGCAAAGGCAUUACAAUACGCCUUUUUUGCACAGAGACUUGUGGAAAAGUGGCAGUUGCCCAGUGGUGCAUCCUGGAAAACUGCAGCCCCUCAGCCAGUCCGGAAAGCAGCUGUCAUAGGAUUGGGGACAAUGGGACGAGGCAUUGUGGUUUCUCUGCUGAAGGCUGGAAUUCCUGUCGUGGCUCUGGAGCAAGAUAAAAAGCAGCUGGAGGUGGCCAGAGAAGCUAUCGUCUCUGUCUUAGAUCGUGAAGCUUUAAAAAUGCGACAGAAUUACCAAAAUCCAAAUAUCUUUAAACCUGACCAGCUCCACUUCACUCUGGAUUUUGGUGCACUGAAAGAUGUGGAUCUAGUUAUUGAGGCUGUAUUUGAGGAUAUGGCUCUCAAGAAGGAAAUAUUCCGCAAGUUGUCAGUCGUAUGCAAACCUGAAGCCCUUCUUAGCUCUAACACAUCUUACCUAGAUAUUGAUGAGAUUGCCUCUGUCACUGACCGCCCUCUCCAAGUCAUUGGCACCCAUUUCUUCUCACCAGCUCACAUGAUGAAGCUACUAGAGGUCAUCUAUGGUCAGAAAACAUCCCCCACUGCUGUUGCUACAGCCAUGAGCUUGGCCAAAGCUAUGGGCAAAAUUGGGGUGGUAGUUGGGAAUUGCCAUGGAUUUGUUGGUAAUCGAAUGCUGAAUCCUUAUAUUGAACAAACAUAUUUCCUCCUAGAGGAUGGCAGUACUCCAGAGGAAAUAGACAAAGCUCUGGAGGAAUUUGGUUUCAAAAUGGGUCCUUUCCGUGUAUCAGAUCUUGCAGGACUUGAUGUGGGCUGGAGAUCUAGGAAAGAGCAAGGAUUGACAGGAACCACUCUACCUCCUGGCACACCUCUUUACCGAGAUGGCAAACGAUACUGCCCAAUCCCUGAUAUUCUGUGUGAGAAAGGAAGAUUUGGCCAAAAAACUGGAAAGGGAUGGUACCAAUAUGAUAAACCUGGGGGAAGAGUAGCACAGUCAGAUCCAUGGGUGCAUAGCUUUCUUUCUGAUUAUAGAUGUACUCACAACAUUACAGCACGCACUGUCACCCAUGAUGAGAUACUGGAGCGUUGCCUGUAUUCCCUUGCCAAUGAGGGUUUCCGUAUAUUGUCUGACGGAAUAGCAUCUUCUCCAGAAGCUAUUGAUACCAUCUAUAUCAAUGGUUAUGGCUGGCCCAGGCACAGGGGUGGGCCCAUGUUCUAUGCUUCUGAGGUUGGGUUGCCUAGAGUUCUAGCCAAACUGCAGAAGUAUGCUAAAGCUAACCCCGAUGUACCAAGACUACAGCCUAGCUCCUUUCUGGAGAAGCUUGUAGCUUUGGGUAGUCCUCCUCUGCAGGAGUGGUCAGCCCACCUGCAUUCUCAGAGCAGCAAGCUGUAAUUCCACUGCAUGAAAUUUAAGUUUUCUGUUCAGACAUUUUUGUCUGGUCUAGUCUAAACUGAAACACAGCACAGUAUAUACAACAAUGCCACUCUGUCAUCAGAUUGCAGUGCACUGCAUACACAGACAUGUAUACUGUCUCUGAGAAUGAGGGAUCACUUCUCACAAUGCUGUCUUUUAUCAUGCCAUAUUUUUUAAUGCUGCCUUGAGGGUCUCACCUAAAAAUACAGACUUCCUCAUCUAACAAUGCUAACUAGCCUCAGGAUGUUUUCUUCAUGGCCCUGAUCAAACUGCCUAAAAUGAAAGAGAAAACUGGAAAAUACAAUAUACAUUCCAGGUAGACAGACUUUAGGCUUGUGAAACACGCACACAUACACACCAUUGCAGCAAUGAUAUCCGCUGACUACAACCUGGUGGAAAAGUUAUGCAUAUAGAAUUUAACAAUUUGGAGUCUUUGCCAACCUCUUGCAGUCCUGAGAUUUACUUUCUGGUCAUUCAAGUACCUUGACCCACCACCACUUCCUUAUAUUUCACUCUUUCUUCAUCCCAUUGUUAAAUAUACUGGAUCCUCUCUAUGGUUCAGUUAAUAAGUAUAUGAGAUGUGUCAAAGAAAUUACAUUGUGAGACUGCCAUUCUCCUGUAUCUUUUGCACCUGACUUGGUGCAAAAGAUACAGGAGAAAUUGGUGGAUUUGUAUUUAUAUCCUUCUGUUCCACUAGGUAAAAUAGUAUUUCAGUGGUUUCAGAUAUCUCUAGUAAGAGUGCUUCAUUUUCACUUCUAUUUUUAAUAACUAUUGCAAAUAUCCUAAAUUAAAAUGUGUCUGGUAAACAUCUGAAAAAAUUAAUCUACUGCAGAAAAAAUAAUGCCAUGAAGUGAGGAAAGUCUCUCUUGGGAGGGGGGGAAGGUGAUUCAGGGACUGAAUGUCCUGCCUUGCAGAAUUAAGCUUCUGUUAUCUCACAAGCUGAUCUUGCCUUUUGAAUAUCUGCAGCACAGAUAUUACAUAUGCCUCCAUUAAAGUGUCUUGAUUUUUUUUUCUUGGCCUCUAGCUUUCUCCUCUUGUUUCCCACAGUACAUCAUUUUCUAACUCAUGAGCUUGUCUGUUUUUCUUACAUGUUGUGCAAUGCCCGUACAAGCAGCCUUCCCCAACUUCGCACCUUCUGAGGUGUUGAACUAUAAGUUACAUCAUCCACAUCCAGCAUGGCCAUUGGCUUGCUGGGAAUUAUCCAAUACAUCAAAAAGAGGCCAGGAUGAAGAAUACUGCUAUAUGCCAGCAAGCCUUCAGGAGCAUGUUAUUGGUUCGAUUUUCAGGGAUUCCACAAGACACCAGUGGUGCUGACAAAGACAAUGUCCAAAAGGAAGUUGGAAAAUAGUUUAAACUUGCUUGACUUUGGUGCUAACACCAAUAGUGCCUUCCCAUCCUCUGUAAUUUUGAUUUACUGUAUAAUGUUCCAACAUUUAUUCUCAGAGGCAUUACUUCUGUAAUCUAGAGCACUGAAAACAAAAUUGUUGAAGCCCAAAAAACUUUUUUCUUGAAUAAAACUUACAUGAUUAAUGUGGCGCACCCCCAGUGUCUCCGGUUUGUUUUCCCACUCACAGGUUCACCUUCGGACACAACUUGUUCUUUUCAUCCUUUUCCGCUGCCACCAGAGGGUAUUACCCUCACCGUACCAAUUAUGAAGCUCAGACUAUUGUUAAAGUUUAUUUAUGGUUAGGUAGGUAAAUCAGGUUGAGGAAUCCCAAACCGGAAUUAAGAUUGCCAGAAGAAAUAUCAACAACCUCCAAUAUG
Messenger RNA from Pogona vitticeps (central bearded dragon), 4140 nucleotides. RefSeq names its product enoyl-CoA hydratase and 3-hydroxyacyl CoA dehydrogenase (gene EHHADH). NCBI's taxonomy places the organism in Eukaryota, Metazoa, Chordata, Lepidosauria, Squamata, Agamidae. The record is from RefSeq and is a predicted model, not a curated record. Gene Ontology annotation, biological process: fatty acid beta-oxidation. Gene Ontology annotation, molecular function: NAD+ binding; (3S)-3-hydroxyacyl-CoA dehydrogenase (NAD+) activity. Gene Ontology annotation, cellular component: peroxisome.